Messenger RNA from Amphibalanus amphitrite, 1003 nucleotides. Its product is annotated as protein O-linked-mannose beta-1,2-N-acetylglucosaminyltransferase 1-like. Gene Ontology annotation, molecular function: beta-1,3-galactosyl-O-glycosyl-glycoprotein beta-1,3-N-acetylglucosaminyltransferase activity. NCBI's taxonomy places the organism in Eukaryota, Metazoa, Arthropoda, Thecostraca, Balanomorpha, Balanidae. The record is from RefSeq and is a predicted model, not a curated record. The transcript is spliced from 7 exons. The annotation marks the transcript as partial. Gene Ontology annotation, cellular component: Golgi membrane. Gene Ontology annotation, biological process: protein O-linked glycosylation via N-acetylgalactosamine.
UUACUUCGACCAGACCCACUGGCUACUGGAUAAGGACGUCAGCCUGUACUGCGUGUCAGCGUGGAACGACCACGGCUACUGGCACACCGUGGGAGACCCCGAGCAGCUCUACAGGGUUGGAUUUCUGCCAGGAUUAGGGUGGAUGCUGAAAAGAAGUCUGUUUUUUGAAGAAAUCCUUCCCGUGUGGCCAGCAUCGUGGAAGACCUUUGACUGGGACGUGUUCCUGCGGCUGGGCAGCAACCGAAAGGGACGCGACUGCAUCAUACCUGACGUGCCGAGAACCUACCACUUCGGCUACGUGGGCAACCACGUCGGUGCCAACAUGCAGUUCGCCUACUUUUACGACCACGCGCUGAACACAGUGCCCGAUGUGCGCCUGAGGAACGUCGAAGACAUGGUUUAUCCAAGGUACGAAAAGCAGCUGCAGAAUUUGAUUAAAAAUGGCAUACCACUGGCCGAGGAGACCAGGAAUUCCACGUCCUGCAAAACACUCAUACCAUCUGAUACGAAGAAUCAGACGUACCUAGUCUACCUGCGAGUUUACGGACCUGACGACAUGGAAGCCUUUGCCAAAAUUGCUGCGUGUCUGAAUCUCUGGGACCUGGACACCAGAGGGGACCACCAGGGUAUCUGGAGGUUCUGGUACAACGGCAACCACAUCAUGGUGAUCGGGGUACCGUACUCACCUCUAUCGGCGUUCGCCAUCAGCGCGCACGACGACGCGGCGGUGUUCUCUGGCUCGAGGACGGCCGCGCAGCGCGAGCUGGGCCGCUGGCCGCCGGGCGUGGCGCGCGCCAGACUGACCGGUCACCAGCGACGAAUGCGGCUGGCUGCGGCCGCCCUCCACCUGAGCGCCGACCAGCUCAGAGAGGUCAUCGCCGGUGGACCGGGUCACUGACCGGGGUCACUGAGAGAGAGAGAGAGAGAGAGAGAGAGAGAGAGAGAGAGAGAGAGAGAGAGAGAGAGAGAGAGAGAGAGAGAGAGAGAGAGAGAGAGAGAGAGA